GUCGAAGAGGGCAGAGAUGGGUCCACCUUGCUUGAUUGGUGGAGGCCCAGCUCUCUGGAGUGGAGCUUCACCUCACUGAACCUCCUUGACAAGCUGGCCAAGAGUAUUCCUCUGAAGGGGUGGGUUGCCGGCGCGCUCAACAAAAUCACGUUGAAACUCAGCCUACACCCUACCUUUGCCCUAGAGUUCUUGAUGGAGAUUCAGAAACUUAUCAUGGACGGCGCCUUUCAGAUGCAUCUUCGUGAGAGGAUAAUCUUCAGGGCACGCUGGACAGCCAGCAACGGAUUCAGCCGGGAUGUGGAAAGGCAGGAGACUCCUGAUACUCCUGUGUUCGAUGUGCAGAUGCCUCGGCGCAUUGAGAUUCCACUGCUCUUCGGGGUGAGCCCCUGCUUCGGUCUCCCGGCUAAAGACAGCACAGAAGAGUAUCGCAGCGGAGGUCUGGAGCUGACGAUGUGGAGCUCUAGGAAGAAGAUCACCUCCAUCGAGGGCUGUCCAGAGUUUCGCCUCGGGGCCACCUUUGCGCACGACUUCUCGCAGACCCCGGCGGCAGAGGCUUUCUUUGAUCCUCAGGAUGAUCCUGACAGAAGGCUGUGUGUGCGUAACUUGCGGUUCGAGACAGAUGGCAAUGCGGACGUGGGUCGGGACGAGCCUUACCUCAGAGUCUGCAUUGCAGGGAAGUGCAAAAGCACCAGCUACGAAUACUUCGGCAAUGCCGACUGCCCCUGCGGAAACGACAAGUGUGGAUUCGGCGCUCAAACUUAUCGUUGGUGCUAUGUCUCAAGCAGCUGCCCUGUGGCCGAAGAACACCGGGGGUCUCAUUGGACCAGAUGCAUCUAUCCUGCGACAUACCAGGAGGAGCUGUGCUUUGAUGUGCGAGGCACAUGGCUGGAAACGCAGGGCCUUCUCUUCAGUUCGUAUGACUCCGACACCUACUUCGACGAUCCUUACGUCGCCCCCUUGGAAAUCAAGGUGGAUGACCUCGUGAACUACGGUUCGAGGACAUACUGGAGGCUUCCGAUGGAGGCCCUUCUGGGCACCCAGGCCUACCUGACGUUCACCGCGAGGGUGCAGCGCAUGCGCCGGCUCAGCAAUGACGACAGUCAGGGCGACAGCCAGAUCGGGCAUGCGCCGAUCGAGGAGAUGCAGGAGCCAGGUCCUCGCCGGACCUCCUCUCGCUGCAACGCGGGCCAGGUGGACGUGGCACUGGGGUUGCAUGGCUACUUCGGCGGCCUGUUCAUCCCUUACAGCUGGAGCGGCAAGAACAAGGGCCUGAAGUUGGUGAACGAACGCGAUUUCGAAAGCCAAGUCUUCUAUGGCCCCGAG
Messenger RNA from Symbiodinium sp. CCMP2456, 1323 nucleotides. NCBI's taxonomy places the organism in Eukaryota, Dinophyceae, Suessiales, Symbiodiniaceae. The record is from the annotation of a GenBank genome assembly.